Messenger RNA from Laetiporus sulphureus 93-53, 1460 nucleotides. RefSeq lists its product as uncharacterized. Gene Ontology annotation, cellular component: lumenal side of endoplasmic reticulum membrane; membrane; cytoplasmic side of endoplasmic reticulum membrane. Gene Ontology annotation, biological process: membrane protein proteolysis. The transcript has 7 exons. The coding region runs from base 13 to 1227 and encodes 404 amino acids. Gene Ontology annotation, molecular function: aspartic endopeptidase activity, intramembrane cleaving. Lineage: Eukaryota; Fungi; Basidiomycota; Agaricomycetes; Polyporales; Laetiporaceae. The record is from RefSeq and is a predicted model, not a curated record.
CUACCUAUCACCAUGGAUGUGGACGGGCCCGACUGGGAUCUCCUCUCGUCCUAUGCGGGUCUCUUGGCCCUCGCAGUGCUCUCCAUCUACGCCGGCUCCCGCGGCUCUGUGACUGACAAGCAAGUCAGAGUCGCUACAGGGAAGGAAACGGACGUGGCUGAAGAGGAGGAGGAGGAGGAGCUGCCCGAUCGGAUAGGUUCGAGCGAUGCGUACCUCUUCCCGAUCGUUGGAUCGAUGGUCUUAUUUGGAUUGUAUGUUGUGGUGAAGUAUCUUGGCGAGGGGUGGAUCAACUGGCUGUUGCAGUGGUACUUUGCCGUCGUUGGCAUCGGAAGCGUCGCCAAGUCGCUGAUAUCGCUGGUGAAAUGGACCAUGGGUAGCGAGCGGUGGAGGAAAUUUGAGAAAACGGAGAUCCUUGUUUUGAAGGGACCACGAGAGCUCGCAUCCGUAUCCAUGCGAACUCCCGCAUGGUACCUUCUGCCCAUCGGUGCACUCACAUCGAUCCUGUACAGCUUCGGUCCUAGCACCACCCGCCGGUCCGCCUUGCUGACCGACAUACUCGCGUUGUCAUUCUCUCACAACGCGCUAUCGCUGAUCAAGAUCGACUCGUUCAAGACUGGAUGUGUCCUCCUCUCGGGACUGUUUCUCUAUGACAUCUGGUGGGUGUUCGGGACAGAAGUUAUGGUGCAUGUCGCAUCGACGCUCGACAUUCCCAUCAAGGUGUUAUGGCCAAAGUCCAUUGUCUUUUCUACAGCUCGCGGCUUCACCAUGCUUGGUUUGGGCGAUAUCGUUGUUCCCGGACUGUUCAUAGCGCUCGCACUGCGUUAUGACUAUCAUCGUGCUUCACAGCAACAUGACAGCCCCUCCGUCCGCAAGCCAUAUUUCUACUCUGCCCUUUUAGCAUAUGUCGCGGGGCUCGGAACCACCAUUGUGGUAAUGCAUAAUUUCAAGACCGCACAGCCAGCCCUCUUAUACCUCAGCCCGGCAUGCAUACUCUCUUUCUUCCUUACCGCGUUCAUCAGAGACGAAUUCAAGGAUGCCUGGGCAUGGAGCGACGAGCCAGAAAAGAAGGAGGAUGCUGUCCAAACGUCAACGACGACGAAUGGAAAAACUGAUGGAUCGGCAGAAAACGGUUCAGUGGCAUUGGAACCGACAACGUCAUCUUUGCUCGAAGAUGGUGAAGAGGCUGGGAAGGACAAGAAGAAAAAGAGGAAGAGGAAGAAAGAAUGAGCACCGCCGAUUGAAGGACGUAGCGCGUUAUACAUAGUUAUUUACGACAUCCUCUGGGCGAGGACUGCUACAGUCACAAGCCACCGUGUAUAGUUCGUCCCGUCUCGAACUGUGGUGCACUGCUGAGGUCCUCACUGCGACGGUAACCGGCAUUGUAAACGUAUAUAGGCUCUGUGGUCGGUCACACAAAUACCAAGUUGUUCUCAGUCGCCGCUGACUGGACGCUGUUGUAU